Messenger RNA from Condylostylus longicornis, 1049 nucleotides. Its product is annotated as SOSS complex subunit B homolog. Bases 90 to 854 code for a protein of 254 amino acids. Gene Ontology annotation, cellular component: SOSS complex. The record is from RefSeq and is a predicted model, not a curated record. Lineage: Eukaryota; Metazoa; Arthropoda; Insecta; Diptera; Dolichopodidae. Gene Ontology annotation, biological process: double-strand break repair via homologous recombination; response to ionizing radiation; mitotic cell cycle checkpoint signaling. Gene Ontology annotation, molecular function: DNA binding. The transcript has 2 exons.
UUGAAAGUCUGCAUAUAUGCAGUGGCUUGUGAUAUUUGGGAAUUUGGUUAAAUUCGGAUUUCGAUAUACAAAUAUAUUUUAGGAGAAAAAUGUUUAAUGAUUGUAUACCGAUAAAAGAUAUAAAACCGGGUCUAAAAAAUAUAAACGUUGUGUUUAUAGUACUUGAAGUAGGAGCACCCACAUUAACAAAAGAGAAUCGGGAAGUAAGAAAUUUCAAAGUGGCAGACCAAACAGCUUCUAUAAAUGUUUCAGUGUGGGAUGAACCUGGAAAGUUACUUGUACCGGGAGAUAUAGUGAGGCUAACCAAAGGUUACGCUUCCGUUUGGCGGCAAUGUCUAACAUUAUAUUCAGGCAAAAAUGGUGAGAUUUUAAAAAUAGGAGAAUUUUGUAUGACUUUUAACGAACAAUUGAACAUGAGUGAACCAAAACGUUCAGAAAUACCAGGAACAAUCCCUAAUGUUAUGGGUGCUGCACAAAUGCCUGGUACCCCGAUGGUUAUCAACAACAACAAUAACGGUUCUUCUAAUAAUGGAAACUCUGUGAUGCAAAGGAGUUCUUUGACUACUGUUCCAUCCACUUCAAAUAACACACAAAUAAAUUCAGUAACUUCAAUAACUGGACAAACAAAAUUAGGGUCUCAAAUAACACCACCUUCAGCAUCAUCAUUAUCAUCAUCAUCGUUGGCUUCCACGACUUCACAAACCUCGUCAAGAUUACAGACAAAUUCUGUAUCUAACGAGCCAUCAAAACCAUCACAACAACAGCAGUCGCAAACUAUUAAUCAAGGGAAAGCAAAUAGAAGUGUGAGGACUCAACAAAAUCGUUCUAAUAUCAAAGCGUCAGAGAGGAGGUAAUUUUAAGUUGUAGAAUAAUAAUAAAAAAUGUAUUUGAAAAAAAAAAUGAUUGUUAUGUUAAGGUGGUUAGGUAUGAUAUAAAAGAAAAAAAUAGUAAUUAAUUAAAAUUAAAUAUGUAAUUUUUUAUAUCAAUACGUAGCAAAUAAGUACACUGUUUUAAAAUAAAUUUUAUUAAAAAAAUCAAAUGUAUUGAAA